Scophthalmus maximus (turbot) is the source of this 1902-nucleotide messenger RNA. RefSeq lists its product as uncharacterized. Bases 476 to 1669 code for a protein of 397 amino acids. The record is from RefSeq and is a predicted model, not a curated record. The transcript is spliced from 10 exons. Lineage: Eukaryota; Metazoa; Chordata; Actinopteri; Pleuronectiformes; Scophthalmidae. Gene Ontology annotation, molecular function: protein binding.
AGAACAUAACUAAUAUUAUGGAUUCUCAUGCUACAGCCAUUUCAUCCCUCUGUGGUCAGUCUGGAGUGGAGAAAAAAACACACUUGGUUCAGUGUCACCGCUCGCUGCUGAGCAAACUGUCGACAGAGCAACAAUUUCCUGUCUACGUUUGCAACUAUGACCUGUGAGAAUCGACACUCUGCUCCGAGUGUGAACGAUUCCGUUAAACUGAAGUUUGUAGUUUCCCCCUUUGUCGCUGCAUCAGUGUGUCGCCCACAUCAAGUCCUGCUCGGACGCUGGAAGAGUUUCUCAUCGUACUGACAUGAAGAGUGCACACAUGUCUUUAUCCUGGUGAACUUCUCAUCACACACACACACACACACACACACACACACACACACACACACACACACACACACACUGGUCAAAGCAACGUAUAGAAGGUAGAUGUGACUGUCAUUUUCACAUAACUCCAGCAUCGUGCGUCCGUCCGCAGAUGGUUGUCUUGGCCAUGGCCGUGUUCGUGACCUUGACGUCUUGUGCCGUCGGCUGCUCAGGGAACUCGAACUCUACUGAGCUGAAGCUUUGGAGCAGGAGACGUCCACCUGCUGCUGCUGCUGCUGCUGCGUCCAAGGAGACGGAGAAUCUACGCUGUGAACCAACGACACCUCAGGAAGCUCUGACUCAGAUGUACAGAGGAAGCGCCAAGAAACGAGCGCAGAGGGAAGUCGGAGCCAGCGUCCCAUCGUAUGGCACACACGGUGACGACGAUGAUGGUGGUGACGAGGAAGAGGGGGAGGAAGACUCUCGCAGGCCAGGUGACCCCUGCUUCCACCACACGGUCCUGGACCAGGCCUGGCGCGCCACCAACACCACCGCCAAGUCCAAGAUGUGCGACCGCCAGGUCAAGUGGAAAGGCUGGUACCGCCUCCAUUACAAGGGUCAGAGCAUCCAGAUGCCCGAGCGGUGUGUCCCCGUGAACAGGUGCGGCACCAACGCCCCGCUGUGGCUGCAGGGGCCCCACCCGAGGAGGCGGGACGGCGUCGUGACCCGCAGGGUGUGCGGCCACUGGAAGAAGAAGUGCUGCGCCUUCCGCUCCAACCCCAUCAAGGUCAAGAAGUGCCGCGGCAACUUCUACGUCUACGAGUUCACCGUGCCGACGUCCUGCUCCCUGGCCUACUGCGCAGACGUCAACACUCUGGUGUGUGGACGCUGCAGGAGGAACCAGUCGUGCGUGAGCCGGGACAAGAUCAACUGGAGGUGCAAGACGAAGAAAAGAAAAAUGUCCCACAGGCAGGUCCACUUCUUCGCGUCGUACCCCGGCCAGCUCGUGGGCAAAGUGAACAGGAUCAAGUACAGCAAGGUGCUGGUGAACAUGGGCCGGGCCUUCAGCAGCAGGACCGGAGUGUUCCGGGCUCCGGUCAAGGGCGUCUACCAGUUCUUCUUCUCCACCCAGACGUCCAACGCCGGCCUCCAGACCGACCUGUGGCUCGUGGUCAACGGCUACUGGGUGGCGGUGUCUCGCACGCGAGUCCCCCGUCCCGCCACCGUGGGCGGCCUGACCACGUACAUGACCUUCCUCCGCAGGGGGGCCGUGGUGUACGUCACCCACAACUGUGGCCGGUCCUGGGCCAACGCCGCCUCAACGACCAUCACGUUCGGGGGCUCGCUGCUCGCACAGAUGAAAUAAUGUUUGGAAUUAGAUAUGUGUAGAUUUAGAUAUGUGUUUUUCAGUAAACAUGUAUCACUACAAUGUUUACACCUUCUCCUUGUUCAUCAGGUCAAGAUUACAUUUUUGUGGGUCCAAUAUAUAGUUUUUAUCUGAGCUUUAAUGCUAAUGUCGCCACUGUAUCCUGCUGAAUCCUGUCUGGUAUAAUGCUGAAAGAUAAAAAUAAAAUACAUCCAUCCAUCCAUCCAUCCAUA